AUGUCAUUCAAAGAGCAUAAUCGUCUCUACGACCUGGUCGUCUUUGGAGCUACUGGGUAUACCGGCCGUGUAGUAGCGGAGUACAUUACGGCCAACUUCCCGAUCAACACAAAAUGGGCUGUUGCGGGUCGCUCCGGGUUGAAGCUUCAGGCAAUCGUCGACAAUUGCAAAACGGUGGAUUCAGAUAGAAGCCCACCAGAAAUUGAAAUCGUCAAUGUGGAUAACAAUGAAGAGAUGAGCGCGUUGGCGAAGAAGACGUUUGUCGUGAUCACAACUGUCGGCCCUUACAGCCAAUAUGGAGAGCAAGCGGUGAAGGCAUGCGUGGAGGCCGGCACGCACUAUCUUGACGCAACUGGUGAAGCACCAUGGGUCUAUAAGAUGAUUAAGAAAUAUGAACAUGCCGCCAAAGAGAGUGGCGCUAUCCUAAUCCCUCAGAUGGGCCUGGAGUCCGCCCCUCCAGACCUCUGUACCUGGUCCUUGGCCAAUAAACUCCGCAAAGAACUGAAUGCCCAAACCAAAGACGUCGUCCUCUCGCUUCACGUUUUUCGAGCGGCACCAUCUGGGGGCACCAUCUCUACUGUUCUCAGUGUAUUCGACAACCUUACUUUGAAUGAAUUGAUGGAAUCUGGAAAGCCUUUUGCUCAUUCCCCUGUGCCUCACCCGGCUGAGCCAAAAAGGCGUCAGACUUCCAUCUGGCAAAAGAUUUUUGGUAUCCACACUGUCCCUAACCUUGGAACUCUGACCACGGGCUUGACUGGCACUACCGACCAGGGAGUAAUAGAACGCUCGUGGGGGCUUUUAUCGGAAGUUCCCAGCCGGAAAGACCAAUUUUACGGGCCAAACUUUCAUUGGGAAGAAUACAGCAAGCCUCGCAACUGGCUAGAAGGCAUUUUGACUCAUUGGCUGCUCACGGUUGCAGUUCUAUUCCUAGCGAUGGCGCCUAUCAGAGCCGUGGCCAGAAAGUUUGCUCCAGAACCAGGCACGGGCCCUUCCAAAGAAGACAUGGACAAAGAAGAGGUUGAGUGGCGCGGCAUAGCAAAUCCCGAUACGGAGUUGCCUGCCAACAAGCAAGCCUUUGUUCGAGCUUGGUAUCAUGGCAGCAUGUACAAGUUAACGGCAAUGCUUUGCAGCGAAGGCGCACGUAUACUUUUGGAGGACGACCUCGACUUAGAUGGGGGAUUCUAUACCCCGUGUUGCCUUGGGCAGCGCAUCAUCGAUCGGGCUCAUGAGGGGGGCCUGAAGAUUGAGACGCGAAUUCAACACAAAUGAGUCUGAGCAGCUUACUGCACUAUAUGGUCAUGUGCCUAUACUUGGCUGAAUCAAUUUUGCCGACCUAGACUUUCGAGCGGUUGAAGUCUCUUCAUGAAGAUGCUCAUAAACACCUAGUAAGUCGAUAUAUAGCCGUGGUGAGUCCGAAGGUGGUAUUCAUGAGGAGCAGCCUGGUGACAGUGACAUUGUGAUCUUGAGACUUCCUAGGUAGGUACCUACAUAGUUUAUAGACUCACGUAUUGUCUCAUAAACGUAUUACUACUUGCUAUAUACAAACUAUCAAUGUAACUCAGAGAAGCUACAUUACAUACGAAAC
Messenger RNA from Trichoderma atroviride IMI 206040, 1585 nucleotides. RefSeq lists its product as uncharacterized. Gene Ontology annotation, cellular component: plasma membrane; lipid droplet; mitochondrion. Gene Ontology annotation, biological process: glycolipid biosynthetic process. The record is from RefSeq and is a predicted model, not a curated record. NCBI's taxonomy places the organism in Eukaryota, Fungi, Ascomycota, Sordariomycetes, Hypocreales, Hypocreaceae.